This is a messenger RNA of [Torrubiella] hemipterigena, 1281 nucleotides long. The record is from the annotation of a GenBank genome assembly. Lineage: Eukaryota; Fungi; Ascomycota; Sordariomycetes; Hypocreales; Clavicipitaceae.
GCGCAGUCGAAAGGGCCUCUUCGUUAAACACCAAGCGACAGGAGAAAGGUAAACAUUCCCUCCCACCACAACUCAUCGUCAGACAACUGACUUUAGUCUACCGAAACAGUAACUCGACACUCGACCGAUUGACGAGUAAAGAGUCGCCAUGGGUAGAGUUAUUCGCAACCAGAGAAAGGGCCGUGGCUCCAUCUUCACGGCCAUCACCCGUCUCAACAAGGCUCCUGCCAAGUUCCGCAACCUCGACUACGCCGAGCGCCAUGGAUACGUCAAGGGUGUUGUGAAGGACAUCAUUCACGAUGCCGGCCGAGGUGCUCCUCUCGCCCGCGUUUCCUUCCGCCACCCCUACCAGUACAAGCACGUUACCGAGACCUUCAUCGCCAAUGAGGGCAUGUACACUGGCCAGUUCAUCUACGCCGGAAAGAAGGCUGCCCUUACCGUCGGUAACAUCCUUCCCGUCGGUGAGAUGCCCGAGGGUACCGUUGUCUCCAACGUCGAGGAGAGAAUCGGUGACCGCGGCACUCUCGGCCGUACCUCUGGUGGCUACAUUACCAUCAUUGGCCACAACCCCGAUGAGGGCAAGACCCGUAUUAAGCUUCCUUCCGGCUCCAAGAAGGUCAUCCACUCCCGCUCCCGUGGUAUGAUUGGUAUCGUCGCCGGUGGUGGCCGUACCGACAAGCCCCUCAUGAAGGCUUCUCGUGCCAAGCACAAGUUCGCUGUCAAGCGUAACAGCUGGCCCAAGACCCGUGGUGUUGCCAUGAACCCCGUCGACCAUCCUCACGGUGGUGGUAACCACCAGCAUAUCGGUAAGGCCUCUACCAUCUCCAGAUACGCUGUCCAGGGUCAGAAGGCUGGUCUUAUUGCUGCGAGAAGAACGGGUCUGUUGCGUGGUACUCAGAAGACAAAGGAGUAAGACGGCUAUAUUUCAUGGUCUCAUUGGGAUGGUGUUACAGUGGCUUUGCUUACAACUGUUAAAUGGUACUGCUGAGGAAAAAAAAGUAUGGUAGAACCGAAGGCACGUACUAUGGAUGACAUUUUCAGCGCAGUUUAUAUCCCAAUGUUGGAUAGUGCACAUUUGUGAUCUGUGGACGUAUGUAAUGAAAGACACCUAUUAAAAACUUGAUAAACGAGGGGUUUCCUUUUUCUCCAACCUUGAGCCCAAAUUGGGUGCUGCCGUCGUAAGUUCCGACAAAACAAUUGCCCGAGCAGCCUCACAUCGGCCUUAAUAUUCUUUUACUAUGUUUGUCCACAGUGAAACCCGUUUCCUUUUCCGCAUUGCCG